GUUAAACACAGCUUACUGUAUAUAGUAGAAAGUUACUAACUAAAGAAUGAAGCAGAAAGAAUUGCAUUGCUUUGUGUAUGCCAGCUGUGUUCAGACACACACAUUACUCAAGCACUUCCUCAAGCUGUGAUCGUUGCAGACUACAAAUUUCAGAUCUUGUUUUUCAGAGUUGAAUUUUAAACUGCAUUCUUGGGGUGUGAAGGAGGAGGUAAAAUUGAGUCUCAUUCAACCUUGUCCUGUAUUAAAACACUCCUAAUCAAAAUGCCAUAAAGUUUCCCAGCUACUAUUUGUGUGCAGGCCACUUGAAAAACUCUCCCAGUGCUGUUUGCUGUAACUUUUUAUGGAUUUGUUGAAUGUAUUUAUUCUCUUGUAUUAACAUCAGGCAGAAAGUGACUAUAAAUACCUUCAUCUCAAGCAUUUUUGAUUCACAAGCUGGAAAGUUAAAGGGAUGCUUAUUGCAUUUCAUUCCAACCUGCCCUUGCUGUAGCUUUAUUUUUCUUCUAGGAACAACUUUCUGCUACACUUUCUCCAAUUUCCGUACAACAGAGACUUUUACUUGGAGAACCACUUUCGUAUCUCCUUCUUCCACCAAAGGGUGGGAAAAAGAUUUCUGUGGUAAUGGAACUAAACCUACAAAACCAGAACAGCCAAACUUGUAAAACUUGAGCCAAUAGAAGACAUCUAUUAAAAGCACAAGCCCACAUGGAACUAAACAUAGCCUUGCUGUUCCCAUGCAUGGCUGCCUCUGUGUCAUUGCUUCCCUCCUGCAGAAGGUGGGGACACAGCCAGCUUUUUUUAUGGAAUCACAGCUCAGCCUCAAGUAACUGUGGGCAGGAAACUGUCCCUACCUCUGGGGCCUGUGAACUGAACUGCAGACUGUGUGUGUGCUUCAAGGCACCCAGAGACUCUUUCAGCUCCUUCUAAAAAACUCUAUGAAAGUUCCAUUAUCCAUGUGACAGUCCUUGAACAUGAACCAAAUGUGCAACCUCAGAAAAAUCAAUGAACAAAUAGAGAGCCAAGUGUUCUCUGCCAAACCAAAGUGCUGCUCAGCCAAAUCUCCUGAAUGGGAAGCACUGACAGAGAUAACGCCCGGCAGCUGUAGCUACAACCCCACCCCACUCCAGUAACUCAGCACAAGAACUUUGCUAAACUCCAGGAGAGUCUACAAGGCCGGGGAGGGGGGAAUCCCUUUUAAGGAAGCAUUUCAUGACAGUCAAGUUGUACAUGCCCAUUCCAUUCCCUUGGACAAAGGAAGCACAAGCUACAUACAUGGUUCUGUUCCUUUCCCUGUUCUGAGCUUCUGCACCAGUUGUUAGCCAAAAAUAAACCCCACUCCACAACCAUAUAUGUGCAACAGCCUCCUGGUGAGCAUGAACCCCUCCAGCACUGCUAUUACUCCACCCAGCGAAGACACUGCCACUGCUGCUGGGAAAUGCACAUAACCCAGCUCAACCGGGAAUGCCUUCUACAUCUCUUCUCUUUUCUGGACAAAAACAGUAGGAAAAAUCUGGCAAAAACAUGUCACAAGUUACUAGAAGUGUUUCAGGAUCCUUUACUGUGGUCUUUGUUGAACUUUCAUUCUCCAGUGGAACUAAAGAAGGAUAAUUUUCUCCUGGGACCUGCUUUAAAACACUUAUCCAUCUGCUGGUAUUCAGAGAGAGUCAAGGUGUGUAACAUUGAGGACUGGAUGAAAAACAGUUUCCAGAAAGACUUCUGUAAGAGGCAUGAGAACACUGUCAGUGAUUUUUUACUAGACGUUUGCAACAGAUGUCCAAAUCUGCUGUCCCUGACCCUCUCUGGAUGUGGCCAUGUUACAGAUCACUGCAUUUUGCAGCUUCUCAAGAGCUGCCCAAACCUGAAGAGCCUCAAAGUGGAGAACUGUGUGCAGAUCACUGACCACACCCUGGAGGCAGUGACCCUCCACGGAGCAUCACUGCGAACGCUCCAUGUGGAUUUCUGCCGCAAUGUAACACAAGCUGGGCUAGAGAGAGUCAGGGAAAAGUGUCCUUCGGUGAUGCUGAGAGCAGAGAGAAGUGCUAACAUGAUCCCAGACAGUAAGCCAGGAAAAAAGCUGAUGCUUGAAAAAGGAUCAAGAAAAUUGGUUCAGCUUUAAAGUGUGGGUAUUUUACCUCACUGAGGUAGCAAUGAACUGUCACUACUUCCACGGGUUCUGGUCAAAUCCAAACGAAUUGUUGUUUUGUAAAGAGAAAAGACAUGCAUCUCUUCCUGGACAGGCUUCAGGAAAUAACUCUUUGCUCUCUGUUGUUCCUUGAAACUGGGAAACCCUGCAUUGCUGUCACAAAAUGCCAGAUCUGCUGAAAACUGCAGUUCUGGUACCCUUGUGCUGCAGAUGCCCUCACUCAGAAGAGGGAAGCAGCAGUGUGUUUAUUGAGGCCAAAUAAUUUGAUAGAGUUCAAUAAAUUUUAUGAACUUUUAAGAAAGUUUAACAGUAGUUUGGCACAGCGCAGUAAGUUUGAUGGCAAGGUUCACUGACUGCAUGGAAGAAACACAGACAGAGUGAACUGAGGCAGAAUGAGUCACACAGGGACCUGAGAUCACAACGUUAAGGAAGAGCCUCCCUCUGCGUCACGAGGUUCAGACUGGACCCUACACUUUCAAAACUCCUUAUGUAAUGGGCAAGGGCAUAAAGCCACAGCAGAGAGAGCCUGAGUCACUGGAGGAUUUUCACAAAUUUCAGGACAAGAGUGAUUUACACACUUCUGUUAAAGGGUAUUACCAGUUAUUCCAUCCACUAAGGAGGGUAACCACUUCCUGAAACAUCUUUCUAGCAAAAGCAGAGUACUGACCACCAGCACUUCCUCGGUGAUUAACAGUGGCAGCUAAUUUACCAGGCUUUUUAAUUUAAUGAGAGAAGCGUAGAUUCAAGGCACACAAAACACAGUUUGACCCUCUGCAUGAUGUACUUACAUCAAAAAGAUGCACCAAGUUAUUUUUUAAAGCUGACUUUAAAGGAAGUGUAAUCUGAACAAGUGCUAAUUCAGAGAACUAACCCACAAGAGAAGGCAGGGACUAACAGCCUGUCUUUUAAUGCUAAAUUAGGAAUACAGUACAGACCAGCUGCAUAUAAAUGCCCAUUUCUCACUGCAAAGUCCAGAACCAGCAGCUAUUUUCAUCCCAAAGCACAAGGCUGUCCCCUUCCUGCACACUGCUCUGCUACCUGGAAGUGAAACUUUUUUUUACAUACUUUUGAUGCUGUGCCACCACUGACAAAAUCUGACACCAAAGAGGACUUUACAGCUCUCAACACAACUGAAUAUACUCACUUUGUCUUCUGAUCCUGGUUAACUGAUCCACAGAUAUACUUGGUACUCUCUAAUCUGGCUGAGGUAAGAAAUAAAUCAUAGCAUUACAGCAACUUAGUCAAUUCUAGAGAAAUACUUGAUCAGUAUAAGCAUCUGUAAGAAACACUCACCCAGAAAACCGAUGAGGAAAUGAAAUUAUUCCACCUUCAUUACUUAGAGAUAUUUAACAGCAUGACACUGUAAAAGUGCUGUUUCAUUAACUCCCUCCUAAAGUUCAAGUAGGGCCCUUAUGCACCACAGGGUAAGGAAGAAAACUGGAAGUGCAGAUAAGGAGACACAGCAAUCCUCACCCAGCACUGACAGCUACGAAAGGACACUGCUGAGCUGAACAAAUUUACUGUGAUGUGGAAAUUGGGAAGCUGACAAAACUUGUACCUUGGAUACACUACAACAGUUCCACACACUGCUGACAAGCCAAAACAAGGCAUGAUCUUGUACAGUCACUGCAGCAAGCAAAGAUCUCCUCGUGCCACCAGCUCUCCCAGCACUCUGUGGUGAAAGAUGUCUCUGUAGCUGUAACAGGAACAGAUUUUCAAGUAGCUACAAGAUAUGAAAGCAUAUUUGCAUAUUUGCAUCUGUCUACAUAUUACUUAAGCCUUUUUGCCAGUUUUCUACUAGGACUUGGGGGGAGGAGGGGCAGGGUAUUUUGUGGGGUUUGUGGUUUGUUUUUUAAUUUUCUUUUAUAGAGCUAAAAAGGGUCUUCAAACACUCUCCACUUGAUUUCUUUCCCUAUUUGUUUAACAAAUGCUCUAACUUAUGACUUUGUUCUUCCCCUCCUUGAAUGGGGAUAUUUGUUCAUGACAUGGUAAAAUCUGAACACUAUUGUAUUGAUACAUUUUUUCAGCAUCAAUAAUGAAUUUUCUUACUUCACAAUCCAAUCUGAAAAUAGAGUAUAGAAAACAAUUACAUUUUACUUAGGGUAUUAUGGGAGGAUGGAAACAUGUCUACAGUUUUCUUUAGUUCCAAGCCAUUAAAGUUCCAUCAAGCACGAACCUUUAAUCAACAUCCCCUGUGAUUUUAUUGUAAACUGCCUCCAAAAAGAUCAUUAUCCAGAAAGCUAAGCACAGUCUACAUAAAACUGCCAUUUUUAGGCACAGUUCUAUUAUUUCCUGUGCUGAUUGAAACAGGCUGACAAAUCAGUGCCACUAAGACACAUCCAUGAGGUGCAGAAGGCAAUAAUACAGGACUUAAUACAGCAGUUUCCCCAUUUAUUUAAAUACUGUAUUUUUUACCUAUUAAACCUACACAUUUAGGACAAGAUGUGACUAUAGUCUGCAUGAUUUCAGAGCCGUGAGACCCUCCUUCCCCCAACUCCUGA
Camarhynchus parvulus is the source of this 4641-nucleotide messenger RNA. RefSeq names its product F-box and leucine rich repeat protein 22 (gene FBXL22). The coding region runs from base 1433 to 2113 and encodes 226 amino acids. The record is from RefSeq and is a predicted model, not a curated record. Gene Ontology annotation, molecular function: protein binding. The transcript is spliced from 2 exons. Gene Ontology annotation, cellular component: SCF ubiquitin ligase complex. Gene Ontology annotation, biological process: SCF-dependent proteasomal ubiquitin-dependent protein catabolic process. Lineage: Eukaryota; Metazoa; Chordata; Aves; Passeriformes; Thraupidae.